Messenger RNA from Cicer arietinum (chickpea), 3330 nucleotides. RefSeq names its product ubiquitin carboxyl-terminal hydrolase 5. Gene Ontology annotation, biological process: protein deubiquitination. Gene Ontology annotation, molecular function: cysteine-type deubiquitinase activity. Lineage: Eukaryota; Viridiplantae; Streptophyta; Magnoliopsida; Fabales; Fabaceae. The record is from RefSeq and is a predicted model, not a curated record.
CGUGACGCGUAUUUUGGCAGUGAUAAUUUGAUUCGAAAGUGAAGAAAGAAAUUGUUAAUCCCCCGCCCUGGUAAAUGUAAAUCGGUAAAUCCCCAAAUUACGAAUUCAGAAAGAACCCCGACACCGAUGAUAGAACAGAGUGAUUUUCCUUUGCAGCAUUUCUAGAUAUCCUCGAUUUUUUCAAUUUGAUUCAGGAACAACAUGGCUGCAGAGGUUUCGAUGUGUUGCACCAGCACUUCUCACCUCACUCCAGAUGAGGAGAGAAUCAUGAUCAGAGACAUUGCUCUUGCUUCUCAAGCUAAUACCAAAGAAGGCGAUACCUUCUUCAUGAUCACUCAGAGAUGGUGGCAACAUUGGAUUGAAUAUGUGAACCAAGACCAUACGAACCCUUCUUAUGAUGGAUCUUCCUUUCCUGAACAUUGCGAUUUGUCCAGUUCUAGUGCUUUAAAGAGGCCAGCUGGUAUUGAUAAUUAUGAUUUGAUAGAUAAUACUGGAUCAGAGGACUCUAGUGCGGUGGGUAUUGAAAUUCAUGAUACACUUUUAGAAGGCCGUGACUAUGUAUUACUUCCCCAAGAGGUUUGGAAUCAAUUAUUUACAUGGUAUGGUGGUGGACCUACAUUGGCAAGGAAAGUUAUCAGUUCAGGUCUUUCCCAGACAGAAUUUGCAGUAGAGGUGUAUCCUUUACGGCUUCAAUUACUUGUGUUGCCAAAAAAUGAUCGAUCCACUAUAAGAAUAAGCAAGAAGGAAACCAUUGGACAGCUACACUUAAAGGCUUGUGAAAUAUUCGAUCUUCAUUUAGACCAAGUGCGCAUUUGGGAUUAUUAUGGCCAUCGGAAGCAUGCCUUGAUGAAUGACAUGGACAAAACUCUAGAUGAUGUCAACCUACAAAUGGACCAAGAUAUUCUAGUUGAGGUCAUAAACAAUACAAAUAGCGCAAGUUCUGCUCAAGAAAAUGGAUCAGCGCAGAGGGAAGCGAAUCCUGUUCUUGUGGAGUCUUCAAAAUCAAGCUUAUCAGGUGCUUGUGGCCUGUCUGCGAGCAAGGGUGCAUCUAGAGGCAACAAUAAUGAACUUUCUUCAUCUCAGAAACUAAACUCUCCGGUCAGAGACUUGGAAAACCCUUAUGGAACUAUUGGUGUCACCACAAGAGGUUCAUUUGGUGGUCUCACUGGGUUGCUGAAUCUUGGCAAUACUUGUUUCAUGAAUAGUGCAAUACAAUGUCUUGUUCAUACACCAGAAUUUGCUAGGUACUUUAGGGAGGACUAUCAUCGAGAGAUAAAUUGGCAAAAUCCACUCGGCAUGGUUGGCGAACUAGCCCUAGCAUUUGGUGAGUUGCUUCGUAAACUGUGGGCACCUGGGCGAACACCAAUUGCUCCUCGGCCUUUUAAAUCAAAGCUUGCUCGCUUUGCACCUCAGUUCAGCGGGCACAAUCAACAUGAUUCUCAGGAGCUUUUAGCAUUUCUGCUGGAUGGGCUCCAUGAAGACUUAAAUCGUGUAAAGCACAAACCAUAUAUAAAGUCCCGGGAUGCUGAUGGCCGACCUGAUGAAGAAGUGGCCGAUGAAUAUUGGGCAAAUCAUAUUGCUCGUAAUGAUUCCAUAAUUGUUGAUGUGUGCCAGGGACAAUACAAGUCAACUUUGGUAUGUCCAGUUUGCAACAAAGUCUCUGUCACAUUUGAUCCUUUUAUGUACCUUUCCCUUCCUCUCCAGUCCACCACCAGUAGAACCAUGACAGUGACAGUUUUUAGUUGUGACGGUACCACCCUACCAUCUCCGUGUACAGUAACUGUGACCAAGCAGGGACGAUGCAGAGAUCUUAUACAGGCACUUAGCAAUGCUUGCUCAUUGAAGCCUAACGAGAAGCUAUUGCUUGUAGAGAUACGAAACCAUUUGAUCCAUAGAUUUUUUGAAGAUCCUCUUCUAUUGUUAUCCUCAAUUAAAGAUGACGACCGCCUUGCGGCUUACAAGAUUCCAAAGAUCGACAAAAACACAAAGUACCUCCAGCUGAUACAUCGCCGUAGAGAGCAGAGUAGUGACUCGCAGACGAUUUCAGGAUGGAAACCAUAUGGAACACCUAUUGUUUCAUUGAUCUCAUCUGAUGAUACAAUCACAAGAGGUGAUAUUCAAGUAAUAGUUAAUCGCAUACUCUCUCCUCUUCUAUUGAAAGGCGGCAAUGCACAACACGCCGCUUCUGCUGAAACCAGCAACCUGAAUUUGGCGUCAAAUUCUAUAAAUAAGGACGAUAGUGUUUCGAAGGCAAAACACCUACCAACAUUACCUCUACUAUUGGUAGAUGAUAACAAUGCUUGCAUUGAUCUUUCAAUGGGAGAGGAGAAAGUAGUUAAACUGUCACCAUCAUCGGCAACAGUUUUAGUAUAUAUUGAUUGGUCUCAGAAGCUUCUGGAGAAGUAUGAUACCCAUCCACUUGAGACUUUGCCAGAAGUAUUGAAAUGUGGGCCUGUAACCAAGAAAGCUCGUAUUGAACCUCUCUCGUUGUACACUUGUUUGGAAGCUUUUCUGCGCGAAGAACCUUUGGUGCCUGAAGAUAUGUGGUACUGUCCUAAAUGCAAAGAGAGACGACAAGCAAGCAAAAAGCUUGAUUUAUGGAGGCUUCCGGAGGUUUUGGUCAUUCAUUUAAAGAGGUUCUCAUACAGCAGGUCAAUGAAGCAUAAACUAGAGACUUUUGUAAACUUUCCAAUUCAUGAUUUUGAUUUAACAAAUUACAUAGCCAACAAAAACAACCCGCGGCGGCAACUGUAUGAACUCUACGCCCUUACAAAUCACUAUGGUAGUAUGGGUAGUGGCCAUUAUACUGCACAUAUUAAGAUUAUAGAAGAAAACAGAUGGUACAACUUUGAUGAUAGCCACAUAUCACUCAUAAGUGAAGAUGAGGUAAAUACUGCCGCCGCCUAUGUUCUAUUUUACCGGAGGGUGAAAACUGACGAUGCUGUGGUAAGCAAUGGGGCUUAGUCUUCCAUGUAUGCAUUUUUAGGCAUAAAAUAGAAGUAGAUUUUCAAGAAGAUAUCUAGUUAUUCUCUGAGAAAUUCUAGGUAAUAUUUAGGUGUAUGUCUCAAUUUAGACAUUUUUGUUUAAUGUAAUGAAAAACACAAUGUUGAUGAGUUUUUUUGGGUCAAAAGCAUGUUGAUGAGUUUAGUCAACGAAAUAAUUUAAGAUGUACUUCUUCUACUUUACAAUUUACUCUUGUUUUUCUGAGUUUCUUUGGGGAGAUUAGGUAGAAGUCGAAGUUGAAUUCAAUAUCUCUUGCCUUCAUGAGCAAGUGUGAACUGAUUUGUUUAUAGUGUUCAACUGCUCUAAGCACUUGCUGCUAUUUGAACA